AUGUCGAACCGGUACGACAAGCAAACGACGACCUUUAACACCGCGGGGCGGCUGUUUCAGGUGGAGUAUGCGAUCGAAGCGACAAAAGCUGCGGGGCCGGCGCUGGGAGUUUUGGGAAAGGACUGCGUUGCGCUGGUGGGCGAGAAGAAAACGUCGUCCAAAUUGCUCGACCAAGCCAAGCAGCCCGAGAAAAUUUUCGAAAUCGACGACCACAUCUGUUGCGCGGUCGCGGGACUUACCUCCGACGCAAACACCCUGAUUGCUAAGCUCCGCCUCUAUGCCCAACAGUACUUGUACCGCUACGGAGAGCCGAUCCCGGUUGAGCAGUUGGUUGUCCACUUGUGUGACUUCAAGCAGGGGUACACCCAGUUUGGUGGCCUCCGCCCCUUCGGCGUUUCCUUCCUCUUCGCAGGGUAAGUUCUUACAACAUAUACUUAUACAAGCUUUGAGCUAUACGUUUUUUGUCUCUCUUUCACUUUCUCACUCUCAAGUCUAUGAUGCCAGCUCGAUCCAUUUUUUGGCAGAUUUCUUUUGCUCAGGUCCUGCAUCACCAUCCAGCAAACAGCUGCUAUUAUUUUCGUUUCGUAGUGUAAAAAGAAAAACUAUCAAAGAAGCUUGUACAACAUGCUUGUGUUCAUUCCCUCACCUAACACCUACGCAACUUUACAUGCAGUGGGGGCUCACACACACACACACACACUUUACCACCUAUUCCUUUGCAGGUACGACAAGCACUUCGGUUUUCAAUUGUACCAGUCCGAUCCAGCGGGGAAAUACGACGGAUGGCGAGCGCAUUCGAUUGGCAGUUGGGAUAAUCCCAUGACGAACUCGACACUGAAGCAGGAUUGGAAAGCAGAGGACAUGUCGGACGCCGCAGUGAAAGCGUUGAUUGGGAAGGUCAUCAUUAAGAACGGCGACACUACCACCCCGGACCCGGAGAAGUACGAGAUGGCGCUGAUCACUAAGCAUCCAGAAACGGGAAAGGUGAAGUAUGAGCGGGUGCCAGUGAAGAAGGUGGAAAAGAUCAUCACCGAUGCCAGGGCAAAGGAGGAUGCGGAGCAGGCGGAGAAAAAGUAGCUCGAAGCAGCUGGUGGUGCCGGCGCUUUGAUUCAAAAAUACACAACAAGCGAAUAAGAAUUGGUGUGCGUUUCUUUUGCACAAGGACUUUGACUGCUACACUGACACCGAGGCUCACCAUAUGAGGACGAUUUUACCCAGAUCGCACUCACAACGACCUUCGUCGUACAUCCAGUAGGACACUGCUUCUUGUUCGGCGUCGAAAGGCACGUCUCCGAAAAAUCGUUGUCGACGGUGAAGAUGAACUCAAAAGUUCAGAAGUGAACCUUUAUCGAAGUCUGCGCUACAGAUCAAGAGCACUAAAGCGAUCGGGUGCUGGAGGAUUGCCUAGGAAUUUUUAAAACGUUACGACAAGGAAAAAUAAAGACAACCUCGACCAGGGAGCGCGAUGGCUGCCUUCCUGACGUAUGCUCUCA
Molecule: messenger RNA, 1493 nt
Organism: Amoebophrya sp. A120
Lineage: Eukaryota; Dinophyceae; Syndiniales; Amoebophryaceae
Source: the annotation of a GenBank genome assembly